AUGUCUGUGGAGUUUGAAGACCACCCCAGAAGCAAAUAUUUGCAAAGGAAACUGUUGAAGUCUAGCUUAAUUCGCACUCCAGUGAACAUCAACUGUUCAAAGGUGGUCGAAGGAGACUCAGUAGCUGUUACUCUGGCACAUAUGUACAAUCUAAACAUUAAAAGCAAAAGGGUUCAAUUAACUGAACGUGAUUAUAUGAAUUUCACCGAAGACUGCGAAAACUACAAAGUAAAGAGAAAUUUUCUAUCAUUUGUGAUGAGUAAAGAAGAGGAAGACUAUCCUAUUGCUUACUCUAUAGUGAUACAGGACAACAUUGAAAUGUUUGAAAGGCUAUUACGAUCCAUUUACACACCUCAGAACAUUUAUUGUGUUCAUGUCGAUGAUAAAGCUCCAAAUAUAUUUAAACAAGCAGUGAAGGCAAUCACCAGCUGCUUCGGCAAUGUGUUUAUGGCUACUAAACUGGAGGAUAUGAUUCAUGCUUUGUGGUCAAGAGUGCAGGCAGAUUUGAAUUGUAUGAAGGAUCUUCUGGACAGUAACAUCAAGUGGGUGUACCUACUAAAUGCAUGUGGGUCUGACUUCCCUAUAAAGACUAAUGCUGAGAUUGUAAAUACCCUUAAAGUUUUAAAUGGAAAAAACAGCGUUGAAUCCAUAAGACCACCUGAAGACAAAAUGUCAAGAUGGUUUUUCCAUUAUGAAAUAGGAACAUCUGUUGUUAGGACCAAUUAUAAGAAAACCAUACCCCCAAUUAGUAUUCCAAUAUUCUAUGGUAGUGGUUACUUUGUUGUGACCAGACAAUUUGUAAAGCACAUUUUUGCCAGCACCCAAAUCCAUCAUUUCCUUCACUGGGCGAAAGACACAUACAGUCCAAAUGAACAUAUCUGGGCAACACUGAAUCGACUACCCGGGGUUCCAGGAUCUCUUCCUCAUAAUUCAAAAUAUGACAUUACAGAUGCAAUAUCGAUUGCAAGGUUAGUAAAGUGGGAGUUUUAUGAAGGAGAUGUCAACAAAGGUGCCCAAUAUCCUUCAUGCAAGGGAACUCACCAACAAAACGUUUGUAUUUUUGGAUCUGGAGAUUUGCAUUGGUUGCUUCAACAGCAACAUCUCCUGGCUGGUAAAUUUGAUCCCAUGGUGGAUAACAUAGCAAUUCAAUGUUUGGAGGAAACUCUGAGGUAUAAAACAUUGUAUGGAAAUGUCAUGUCGGUUUAUGGUUAUUCAGGUGCAUAG
Messenger RNA from Spea bombifrons (plains spadefoot toad), 1224 nucleotides. Its product is annotated as beta-1,3-galactosyl-O-glycosyl-glycoprotein beta-1,6-N-acetylglucosaminyltransferase 3-like. The record is from RefSeq and is a predicted model, not a curated record. The transcript has a single exon. Gene Ontology annotation, molecular function: acetylglucosaminyltransferase activity. NCBI's taxonomy places the organism in Eukaryota, Metazoa, Chordata, Amphibia, Anura, Pelobatidae. The coding region runs from base 1 to 1224 and encodes 407 amino acids. Gene Ontology annotation, cellular component: membrane.